Molecule: messenger RNA, 2243 nt
Organism: Condylostylus longicornis
Lineage: Eukaryota; Metazoa; Arthropoda; Insecta; Diptera; Dolichopodidae
Exons: 5
Coding region: 41-2176 (711 amino acids)
Source: RefSeq, a predicted model, not a curated record
CUGAACAUAGUAUAAAGUGAUCAUUAUACAUAUAUAAAUUAUGUAUUUAAAUAUGAAUAAAAAAUUUAAAUAUGAAAUAUUUUUAAAAAUAAUGUUAAUAAUUGGAGGAUUUUCAAUUAAACUAGUUAGUUCUAAUUUUACUUGUUACGAAUGCGAUAAAGACAUAGAUUGUACAACUUUGGAAAAUCCAAUUAAAAAUGUUGUUUGUGAUGCAAAGAAAUGUUUUACAAUUUCAUUAGGUAUCAAUAAACAUAAACGUGGUUGUAUAUCAACUUUAACAGAAUUUGAGACAACAGUUUGCACAAAUGAUACACCACACUGUCAUAUUUGUGAUAAAUCAAAUUGUAAUAAUAAAAUAUUACCAGAAAAUCGUCCAUUAUGUUAUCAAUGUAAUGAUGAAUUAUGUAUGGAUGUUACGAAAUUAAUACCAAAAUAUUGUCUUAAUUAUACCGAAAAUAAAUGUUUCACAUAUUUUGAUGGAAUAAAUAUGAUAAGAGAUUGUGUUGAUGAAAAAAAAAACGUUUAUGACUUAUGCAAACAAUAUGAUAUUUAUUGUAAUAUUUGUAAUGGAAAUAAUAUUGAAGCGUGUAACAAUCAUACAAUGGAAUUAAAAUGUUUAAAUUGUGAUUCGGAUAAAGGAAAUUGCAAAUAUCCUGAUGAAUAUCCAAAUAAUGUAGAUCCAAAUAAUUGUUUGAUAACAGAGGUUGAAUCAAAAUCAUGUAUGCCAAAAAUAGUUAAUAAUUCAUUAAAAUUAUGUUAUACAUAUAUAGAUAGAAAUAAUUAUGUGAAAAGGGGUUGUUAUUCAGAUCUUGAUAUUAAGAAUAUAAAUGGUCAAUUGACAACAUGUCAAAAAAAUAAAUGUAAUAAUAAUUGUAUUAAAGAUAUUUCAUGUAUUCAAUGUGAUUCUGAAGUUAAUAAUGAUUGUGGUAGAAUAACAUCAGAUAUUGAUCCAGAAUGGAAAAAAAAUUGUCCUGAUUCAUAUAAUAGUGUAUGUCAUAGAUGUGAAGAUACAAAUGGCAGAACUAUUCGAGGUUGCGGUAAAUCACUAAUGUCAAAUUGUAAUUAUUGUUUUGAUAAUUAUUGUAUGGCUAAACCAACAUACCGGAAAUGCUAUAAAUGUGAUGAAAAAGAUUUAAAUUGUGUAAAUGGUGGAUCAUAUAAUGAUUUGGAAAUUGGUGAAUGUUAUAAUACAAAAUCAUGUUUUGUUGGUAUUACAAAAGAUGGUUUUACGAGAAGAAAUUGUUUACCAAAAGAUGAAGAUUGGAAAAAAGAAUAUUUAGAAUAUAAAAUAUGUAAUGAUUCAAAUUUAUGUAAUAUACAUGUAAUACCAACUGAUCGUACUUUAUGUUUUCAAUGUAAUUCUAAAAAUGAUCCAUGGUGUAAAGAACCGAAAAUAAAUGAAGAUAUGGCUAAACCAUGUAAUAUAUAUAAAACAAAUGAACAAUGUUAUUUAUAUGCUGAUAAAGAUGAAAAUAUGAUACGAGGUUGUCAAUCCGAUGAUUCAAAUACAAAUGAAAAUCGUAAAGGUUGUAAUAAUCCAAAUAAUAAUUGUAUUAAAUGUAAAGGAAGUCGUUGUAAUUUAACACCAUUUAAAAGAACAUCUUUAAAAUGUAUGAAAUGUGAUGAAACUGAUAUAAAAUGUUCGACUGGCUUUGAUAAAAAUGAAGCUUUAGAAUGUGAAUUAACACCAUAUUAUAGUAAUCAAACAUGUUUUAUACAUAUUGAUGGUAAUAGAGUUAAUAGAGGUUGUACAUUAGAUUCAAAUAAUAAGAAAUUUAAUUGUGAAGAUAAAAAUAAUAAAAAAUGUCAAGUUUGUAUUGGUGAUGGUUGUAAUUAUGAUAAAAUUAAUCGUCAAAAAUGUAUUCGAUGUCGUAGUGAUGCUACCCCAAUUUGUGCUAAAGAAGAUAUUUCAGAAUUAGAACCCGAAUUAUGUAAAGAUGAAAUACGUGGUGAUAAUGUAGGUUGUUAUACAGAAAAAUUUAAUGGUAUUGUGUUUAGAGCAUGUGUUUCAGAAUUAACAGAAAAUGAAAUUAAUGAAUGUAAAAAGAGUAAAAGUUGUAAUAUUUGUCAAGGUAGCGGUUGUAACAAUAAAAAAGCACCGAAUUCAGCUUCUAAUUUAUAUUUUUCAUCAUUUUUACUGUUUAUUACAAUAGGCUUUAUUAGUAGAAUCAUAUAAAAUACAAAGUGUUUAAUUUUAUAAUUACAUAUAUUUUUUAAUAAAAAAGUGAAUUUUAUUUCUUAUU